AUGAACAGCCUCAACAUCGUCCAGAGGCUUACCACCACUCCUCCGCCCUCUCCACCGCGAUCGCGAACCAGCUCCUCGCCCGAUGUGGAACCAGUGUCUAGUGAGAGCACGGAUGGAUCCGCUGAGAUCAACAUGGACUCUGUAAACGAGAAAUUGUCGAUUGACAAGGACCUACGAAAGGCAGCUCGACAUAAUGAGAAGAGCCAGGAGGACUACAUCAACGAGAAGACGCCUCUGCUGAGCAGCGGAGACUCGGGCGCAGAAAGGGAGGCAGCUGGUCGCGGAUGGAGAUUACCUAGUAGAAUUGGCGACGCAGUAUUGUAUGGUGUGAGGGUUGUCUUCUCCACCGUGACGGCGCCUGUCCGCUAUGUGAUCGCCUGUUUCUAUGACGAAGAAGGCCGCUUCUCGGCCGUCAUGCCCUUGAGGCAACUCAAGAGCCUCUUCUCGCGCAAGCAACCGAAGUCAACAGCGCGAGCGAUCGGUUUGAGUUCUGUGCAAGAAGAGCAGGGAGAGGAUGAAGACGCAGUCCCGCGCAGGAGGUUCUCAUCACGGCGCUCACCCUCUGUAGACAGCAAUGCGUCAACAGUAACAGCGGGUUCAUCUGAGGGAGAGAGGGAUGACAGUCCCGCCAGACAUACACGCUCCAAGACUGCGGCUGCAGCCAAUUACAGCGAAGAAGGUGCUCCUAGAAAGAGCAUUCGCAUCAAGGUUCAGAAUGACGAGGCGCUGCGGAAACGCAAGGCCUCCAAGGCGAAGAGGGCCGUGAACCAGGAAGACGUGGCCGCCGUUGCCAAUACGCUGAAGUCUCCUUCAUCACCUGCCGGAAACAAACUGACGCGCUACCCUAGAGCACCAGCUCCUCCGCGGCCCCUUGUCCCACGCCGGCAACCAUCAUACACGCUGACAUACUCUGCCGAGGCGCCUAAGAAGACCCUGAUCAUUGAUCUCGACGAAACGCUGAUCCACUCCAUGGCUAAGGGCGGCCGCAUGUCCACAGGACACAUGGUAGAGGUUCGACUAGGAGGACCUGUCACGAGCUCUGGGGUACAGCUCGGUCCGGGUGUUCCCAUCCUGUACUACGUGCACGAGCGACCAGGAUGCCAUGACUUUCUUAGAAAGAUCUGCAAGUGGUACAACCUGAUCGUCUUUACAGCUUCUGUCCAGGAGUACGCGGACCCCGUAAUUGACUGGCUGGAGCGAGAGCGGAAAUAUUUUUCUGGGCGAUACUACAGACAGCACUGCACGUUCCGGAACGGUGCAUACAUCAAGGAUCUGGCGCAAGUAGAGCCCGAUCUCAGCAAAGUCAUGAUUUUGGACAACUCGCCGAUGAGUUACAUCUUUCAUGAAGGUACGUGUCGACUGAACAAGUGAGCCGUGCCACCCUUUCUCACUUUUCUGCAGACAACGCGAUACCCAUUGAGGGCUGGAUCAGUGAUCCGACAGACAACGAUCUUCUCCAUCUUGUGCCUCUUCUCGAAGGCCUGCAAUAUGUGACAGACGUGCGCGCCCUCCUUGCCCUCCGACAAGGCCAAGCGCAACAAGCAUAG
Molecule: messenger RNA, 1547 nt
Organism: Lecanosticta acicola
Lineage: Eukaryota; Fungi; Ascomycota; Dothideomycetes; Mycosphaerellales; Mycosphaerellaceae
Source: the annotation of a GenBank genome assembly